Messenger RNA from Sclerotinia sclerotiorum 1980 UF-70, 2073 nucleotides. RefSeq lists its product as hypothetical. NCBI's taxonomy places the organism in Eukaryota, Fungi, Ascomycota, Leotiomycetes, Helotiales, Sclerotiniaceae. The record is from RefSeq and is a predicted model, not a curated record. The coding region runs from base 1 to 2073 and encodes 690 amino acids. The transcript has 3 exons.
AUGAGUAGGCGCAAACCAGUUGGCGGUUCAAUCGACUACCAAGCACUCGAUAAUAUUACUUUCAGUCCGGAGCCGCUGUCAACACCUGCGGCUGGCAACAAGAAAAUACUCCUACCUUUAUCCUUUGAAAGAUCUUUGAGUGAUGGUGACGAUGUCUCCUAUAGUAAAAGGAAAUCCGCGCAGAUUUCCGUGCCUCAAUCUGUUUCUUGGGGAGUUCAUUGGAAGAAACCAUCCUUUAUUGGAUUCAUGUUUUUUUCUGGAUUGGCCCUUUCGCUAGCUCAUCACUUUUAUUACAUGUCAUUGAGUGGCGAAAGAACCGGCGAUGAAACAAAACAAGCAUGGCCCACGCGUAUUGGCACCGGACUUGCUUUUCUAGUCACAUCUUGUUUAAAAGCAACCACAACCGCUGCUCUCGGGCAAUAUAUUUGGAGGGUUGUCAAACGCCAACCAUUGACGAUGAAAAACUUGGACCGUUUGUUCGCAUUGUCAACGGAUCCUAUAGCUUUGUUCAGUAUCGAGCUUCUAAAAGGCGCAAAACUUGCUAUUCUGUUAGGCACCAUCACCUGGCUUUUAGGGCUUGCAAGCGUUGCUCCUGCAGCAACUUUGACAAUUGUUGCAAGAAACAUCACAGAGGAAGUGCGUUUGCCAGUUCUUGAUUUCACCAAAGCCAUCUGGAACAAUUCUAUGGAUGGCGAGUGGGACGCAGUUUUGGUGACAAACACCAUCGCUAUAAAUACAGCCUCGAACAUCAAUGUGUUGGGAUUAUCUCGGCAAGUCGCAGGAUCAGAAUGGUCCUAUACUUUGCAAUUUUAUGGCCCUUCCAUAAAGUGCAACGAACCAAACAGCACACAGCAAGCCGUAUUCGACAACAUUACCAAGUAUUAUGAACAACAGAACAUCUUUACUUACACUGACCAAAAUGACCAUCGGACAAACACAACGUUUGAUGUGAGCUCAAGAAAAAUUAUUUACGCAUCAUGGAGCACUUGGUAUGCAUCAGGUACACCAAAUAAGGUAGAUAGUCCACGGCCACUAGCAGAGCAAGUUUCUCCCUAUCCUCAAUUAUGGAUACAAACUUCAACUUCGGAACUGGUGUGCUCUGCGGUUAACGCAUCAUUUAACAUAGCUGUCUCAUAUGUGGAUGGAGUCCAGUAUGUUACUCAGCAAGAUAUUAAGAUAAUUGGAGAUUAUAACCUCUCGUAUGUGAAUGUCGAUAGUAUAGAAAGCGGUACUACUGUCACAGAUUCAAAUGGAGUAAUAAGUAUGAGCGCAAACGGUGCCAUGGAAGAAGCAUUGUGGAGUGAAUAUGUUCCACAUAUGUACGCCCUUGGAGCUAUUCUUGGCGGAAACAUUACAUUGCAAGACUUUACUCUCACCAACGAUCAAAAUGUCCGACAAUAUAGCCGAUACGGGGCAACAAAUGUUCUUGGAACGGGGUUAAUGGCUUGCGACGAAAUUGCAAAUACCCCAUUCAAGAAUGAGAGUUCAUAUCUUAUCCACGAUCCUUCUUCAACGUUCACUAACACCUUCACUUCCACUAAUCAACCUUGGUUAUGCAGAAAUCGAACCUUGGCUCGUGGUAUUGAAGACCUAGCAAACAACAUCACCAUCAGUUAUCUCAGUUCCCCGGAUUUGACGAGGGACGGCGAUCCGCAAACCAUCGUCACCUCCAACACGAACAAUUACUAUGUAUAUCACCCGCUAUGGCUUCUUAUAUCGUACGGUCUAGCUCUAUUAUUUUCUUUUAUAGCUGUAAUCAUCGGCGUCUAUGCCAUGCAUUCAAAUGGAGUGGUACAUUCCAAUUCUUUUUCGGCCAUCGUCGCUACUACUCGAAACCCGGAAUUGAACGAAUGUCUGGGAAGGUCAUCACUGGGCGCGGAGCCAUUGCAAAUAGAUGCUGAAAACCGUAGGUUGAAGUUCGGUCCUAUGCUGGAUUCAACUAAAACAGGCGAUUUGAAGAAUAUUAGUAGAGAAUCCGAAAGUCAAUGGGGGACGGAUGAGAAAAUGCCUCAUGUUGCAUUUGGGUUGGAACAGAAUGUUGGACAAUUGAGGAAAAGAGAAAUGUACAUUUGA